GUAAGUAACGUUGUCGUUGUCGAGGAAACAGAUCUUUUCUUGAUUAAUGCUCUCGAUACCGUAGCCGCUUACGAAAAUGCUAUUGUCAUACUCAGGUUGCCUUUGGUCCCUGUACCCGACACAGCUGUGGCGGGUAUGAUGAACUACCGAGUGUCUCAGGAGAAUGUUGUAAUUGUGGGUGUGUGCCAUCAAAGCAUCGAGGUGAUUAUCUUCUCUUUAAAUGUUCUCAAAACACAGCCAAAGUCUUAAAGUGUUAACGAUGCUGACAGUUUCGAUGACUGUCAGCCAUUUUUGUUAAAACUUGGAAAUCGUUAAAGGUGUCAGAAGCCUUAAAUAGGCUUCUGAAGGUGUUAAUUAUUGCGAUAAACGCGCCAAGUCACUCGGUAGACGCCCCCGCCCCUGGUUUGGGGGUGGAGAUCACUUGUGUCCAUAUGGGAGAAAGCUGAUAGGCUCCCUCGUCCCUGUUCAUAGUAGGAGUGUUCGAUCUAAUACAUAUGCUUUCCUAAAAUUAUCUUCUACAAUUGAAUUAAGACAACUGCACAAAUGUAAUUCUACAUCUCUUGUUUUAUUUUAUUUUUAAAAGCUGGUAUUAUUAAAGAGUAUAGUUACUUUUAUAAUUAAUUUGUUGUUUUUUUUUUUCAUAUAUAUUGGAUAAAUAGUGUAAUUGAUUAAAGGCAGCAUUGAUUAACAGCAGUAUCGUAGUGUAUCGUGUAUACUAAUCCCAUGUAUUAUUACGUUGUUCAGUGGUAGAAGUUUGUUAUUAAAAAGAAAAUACAAACUCAAAUAAAAUAGAGGGGAUGUAUGAAAGGCUGCGCGUAAAGGUAGCAAGGGACCCAUCUUUACAUGAACGCGCGACCUUUCAUACAUUGCCUCUGCUUUAUUUGCGCUCGUUAAAAAACGGAAUGUUGAGAGUUUUUGUAAGAAUGUCUCCUAUAAUGUGGUCAUUCUUCCAAAUCGGAUGCAAAUAUAGUACCAUAUAAAACACGAUAAAAGUUACGUUAGAAUAACCACACACUUUUUCUCUCCUCGACGCUUAUUUUUUUUUUUUUUUGUUCUGUUUGUCAUCAGCUAUCACGACGUCCAGCUCGCAGCCCCUAGAAAAACGUGGUACUGUGAAAGGUUUUACUUCCCAAAUUUAAUUUAAUUUAGGUCCAACGGUUGCGUGAAAGGCGGAUGUGGAAAAAAGGGCACGCGACAGUCCUGAAGAGGCAUUGUGGGUCAUUUUGAGACAUUUGAAAGAAUGGCACGAGAGGCAUUGAAACACCGGAAAUGAUCGAUUAAGCGCCGCAUCUUUACCGAGGAUAAUCCAUUAGGCGGUGCUGGGCGCGUUGAAUUUACUCUUGAACCGAGUUUUUAUAACAGUUCGAGGUUUACUUAUAGUAUAAUAAAUUAUGCAUUCCUAGUACUCGCUUCAUUUAAUUCUCUCUCGGUGUUUUACCCGUUGUUGAAAUAGCACCGCUGUCGUUUAAGGUAAAAUGAAGUAAGCGCCUGUUUGCGAAUGCUAAAGGAAUGCAGCAAUAAAACAUUCAACGGGUAACAGUGUCAGGAACAGCGUUUUGAUUAUAUCCCAUGAAACCUUUUUAAUUGUCGCUGGCACAUUUUGUCAGCGUUUGUCGAAGUAGUUGUAUAUACCUCACUUUACCCGUUGUAGCGUAUGCAGAGAAAUUUAUUAUGCACUGAUUUCUAUAUGUAUUUUUGAUUGUCGUAGCUGCCACUGGAACCCAGCUAUCGUCGUCUACUUCAACUCCCUCCACAACUUUCACAUUAGAAGGUAAUUCUAAUGUAAAUUGUUACUCCCAAUGUAAUACAGUUCAUUCAUUAUUGGAGAGGAUAGUAUAUUUCAGUAUAUUGCUUUGCUAUAGGAAUGAACCUAACAGGUGUCAAUAAAACAUAGUUAGCGGUCCAUGUUCUCCACACAGAUCAAUCAGAAAGGACCGAUGAGGAAGGAAGAAGAUGGAAGCACAUUCAGCAAUUGGCAAAAGCAAAGAGAAACGAGCAGCUUGAUGCGAAUCCACCAAAGCGACAAUGUCGCAAGCCGGGUGGUGGUCGUGGCGGACAAAGGCCAAAUUCCGGACGGAAAAAAAGCAUCCCUAAAGUGAGUUAUUGGGUUUGAAAAAGUUUAUCAACUUUCCCGUUAAUGAUGGUAGCGAGUGGAGUGGUCUAAUUGGCGACAAUGAAAAGACCAUGUGUGUGUUGUGUAGUGCGUUCCAUUUUUCAAAUUAUAUGUGGUUAGGCGUCCUCACGAGCUUUCAUCAGUUCAUGCUGCUGAAACAGAUAAGCAGGCCUGGACCUAUUUAUCCUUUCUUCCCUGCCGUUUUCGCCAAAUUUGAGGUAUGAUUGAGAUGUUCAUUUUGCCUCUGACAUGCUUUCAACCAAGAUUUGGCGUUCUGUAAUAUAACCAUUUUUAUUUUGAGGCGUCGAGAGUAAAAUUCUACACAAGUCUCUUUAAAAUGCUAAUUGGGGAAAUUAAAAUUUACCUUUACAGGAAAUAACAGCGACCCCUGUAAAACUUGUAUCCCGUCGUUUGGGCAAGUACCAGGCGAAUGGACCUAAAGAAUUUGUGAGUAGUCGAAAAAUGUUAGCCGGAUAUUAUUAUUGUUCGCUUUAUGGGCAUAAGGAAGCAUUUACUUGGAACAUUGUACAAAAGAUCCACACCGCGUAUAGUCAUCUCUAAUCAUUCAGCGUUUAAUUAUUAUACUAUACACUACUGGGUACAUAAUAAUUUCGUCAACCUUGUCAAAAGGAGACUAGUCUCCAAGCCGAGGUGCCCCUGAUAAAAUCAGGGUGAGCGGCUAAUCGGCAGUCGCUCCCGAUACCUCGACAAUCUGCGGCUUUGUACCACAGGAACACCAAGAUUAGGAUGUGUUCUGACGAACGCGAAUAAAAAACAUGUAGUCUCGAGUGCAUCUAUCGUGCACACACAAACAAAGUGAUAACGAUAGACAAGAUGACCGACUAACACAAUAGGUGCAUGGUAUGGACUGACUUGCGUUGUAAACCACUUUUGUGCCGUGUGAUAGCUUUUAAACAUAUAAAGGUAUUGAUCCGCACUUUGCAGGUAUCUUUGAGCGGUGUGGAAACUGGCACAUCUGAAGGGCUGACUCUCCAGACCCUGGAGAAUGUCAUGCUUGGGCACUUCUUGGGGCUUACAAGAGAGCAGGCUGUCGAUCGCUACCAGUUUUACAUCCUCAAGACGAUUCGGGGACCAAAACUGACUAUGGAUAGUCAUAUCACGGGGAAACAGUUCUAUUUCUACUGGAGAGCUGGAGUGGAAAUGGUAAAAAGGCGGUUGGCUUGCUAUAUUUUCCUUUUAUUCAAGUACUUUUCUAGGGAAAUCGAUCGAGAAAAGUGCGAGUUAUCCGUAGUUGAAAGCAACUGACCGUAAAUAACAACAACAACAACAACAAGUUUAUUCAGUAUUACCAUUUUGUACAGGUGUUACCGAUUAAAAUAACAAUAAUAAACAGCUAAGUUUAAGGAAAUACAGGUAUGAUGGAAUAGUAGAAUUAACUAUGUUUCUUUCGUCUUUCAAAUGCUUGAAAGAUGAAAUUAGCAGCUAGCCUGCUGAUAUGUGAAUCAGUAUUGUUAAAAAGAAAACAGACUUUAUCAUGGAUAUUGUAGUGUGUAAAUAAUGUAUUUCGGUCGUUGAUUUUAAUAAAAAGAGUCUUUCUCAAAUCAUUGUAUUGAUCACAGUGAAAUAAUAUGUGCAGUUCAUUUUCAACCGAAUUUUGGCUGCAAUGAUCACAGAUUCUAAGGUCUUCAGGAGUUUUGGGGAUUGUAAAUCUUCCAGUUUCUAUUUUUAAAUUAUGAUUUCCUAUCCUAAAUUUGGAAGCUACACGCCUAUGUUCAGGAUUCCGGAUAUGAUCGAUGAAUUCAGAGUGAUUUGUUUCAUUUUUAAAGAUGGAGUAGAAUUUUAGUUUUUUAUUUGUUCUGAUCAAAUUUAGCUGGUGGUUUUUCAGAUGUUUUGACAAAGUAUUCUCAGCUUUGGAUAGGAAAGUAGAAGGGUUUUUAAAGUUAACUGACUGUUUGUGAAUAUUAAGUUGUGUACUCAAAAGAUUUAUUUUAUUUAUUAGACCUGAUUUAUUUUCUUCGGCCAUUUUAUCCGAUAUGUUUAAGCAGAGUUUAGCGAUGCUGUCAGGGGGUUGAUUUUCAAGGUGAAUCCAAAAUUUGAAAAUGUUCAUUGUUAUUUGUAAAUUUAGAGAUAAUCUACCAAGCUCAUUUCUCGAUGCAACAUUCGGUGAACGUUUGUCUAAACCUAAACACAUCUUACAAAAAUGUAUAUGCGUUUUCUCAAUCAAGUCUUUAUCCCAGCGGCUAUAAUCACUUUUAUCAUAGAUUCCCCAAACCUCAGAGCAAUACGUUAAAAUUGGGAAAAAUAGUGUAUUGAACAGUUUGUUGAUGAUGUGAAUUGGUAAUUUUAGAAAAUCUAGAUAACGACGAGCGGCAAAAAAGGAUCUCUUUGUUUUUUCUGUUAAGUUUUCCUUGUGAUUUGUAAAAUUUCCAUUGGCUGAAAAUUUCACUCCAAGAUAGGUAUAGUUAUUGACGAUUUCAAUGUUUUCAUUGCUAACCAUAAAAUUGUGUUUAUCUAUUGCUGAUUUUCUACUUUUCUUUUGAAAUACAAUAACUUUGGUUUUAGUUGGAUUAAUCUUAAGAAGCCAAUCCUGACAAUAUUUUGAUAGUCUGUCAAGACUUUGUUGCAAACCUUCUGCCGAGGUAGAUAUUAGAAGUAAGUCAUCGCCAUAAAGUAGACAGUUGAAGUGAGAACCAUCUGGUAGUAAGAUAGAAUCUUUAGCAUUGUUAUUUAGAAUGAGGGUAGUUCGUUUAGAUAAAGGUUAAAUAGAAGCGGCGACAGAAUACAGCCUUGUCGUACACCUUUAUCAUAGUUGAAAAAAAUUCUGAUCGAGUAUAAUUGUCUUUCACACAACAUAUUGAAUUUGAAUACAUGCUGGAAAUUAUUUUGUAAAAGGAGCCACCUAUGUUAUAUUUCAACAGUUUGUAUAGUAAACCUUGGUGCCAAAUUGAGUCAAAUGCCUUUUUAAAAUCAACAAAACAAGUAUAAAGUUUACCUCUGGGGGAGUGGGUAACAUGUUGGUCUAUUAAUGUUCUUAAACUAAAGAUAUGUUCGGACGCACGAUGUCCGGGCACAAAGCCAAUUUGGGAGCGAUGAAGUAUUUUAUGAUUGUUUGAAAAGUUUAAUAAUCUCGUAUUUAAAAUAGAACAAAAGACUUUGCCAAGACAACUAUUAAUGCAAAUACCUCGGUAAUUUGAAGGGUCAUCUUUGUUUCCAGAUUUAUGUAAGGCAGUGAUUAUUCCAUUACUCCAUGAUGUAGGAAAUGUUCCAGAUUGUAGAAUCAGAUUAAAAAGUUUCUCAAGUGGAUAUUUUAUAAAGCUUGAGCUUGUUUUAAUCAUUUCAUUGCGUAUUCCAUCAAGUCCAGCGGCCUUCUUGUUUUUUAGUUUUUUAAUUGCUUUAUCAAUCUCUUCAAUGGAUAUUGGGUUGUCUAAUUCCGAUUGUAAAUGGUUGCUGUCCUCCAAACGCUUUUUAUCGUUUAACAUGUGUAUUUGAAAUGCCGAUAAUGUAUUAGGAUCAGGUGCUGAGUGUAGCAUUUUAAAAUGAUCAUAAAGUUUAUUGGUCGGGUUUUCGUUAUUAUUAUAAGACAAGAUGUUUUCGUUCAUUGACUUUAGAGUAUCCCAAAAUUUGCGGUUAUUUUCGUUACUAAUCAGCUCAUUUAUUUUAGAGUCAACAAAUUGUUGUUUUUUUUUUUUUUUAUAAGUUUUUAAAGGUUUUAUUUUGAACAUGAUAUUCUUUUCUGAGUUCGGUAUCCAGAGGAUUGCGGUGUUUUUUGUUAGAUAACUUUUUAAGUGAAGAUCUUAACGUUUUGCAAUCAUAAUCAAACCACUUCUUAGUAAUUGGCUUUCUUUUAGAUUUCUUUUGGCUACUUAAUUUGAGUGAACGUUUUGCGGCCUCAGUCAUAAUGUUUGUGAAUUGAUUGGUAGCAUUUUCAACAUCUGUACUGCUUAAAUCGAAGUUUGUACUUUCGAAGAGAUGUAAUAAAGACAGAACAGCGUCGGAACGAAAGGCAGUAGUGAAUUUUGCUGCAGACGUUUCGUCCCAGACAUACUGUUGUGGAAGCUUAACGUUGUUUCUCUCUUGAAAACUGUUAUUAUUAUUUGAGAGGUCUGCACCAGUUUUGAUCCAGCAGACAAUUUGAGAGUGAUCUGAAAAUAUGUUUGGUUGCUUUACGGCGAAACCUUGAACCGAAGUGAACAGGUCAUGGCUAACGAUAAUAUAAUCUACAGUACUUAUUCCAUUAAUAGAGUGAAAUGUGAAUUUUCCUAGGGUAUCUCCCUUCGAUCGGCCGUUUAGAAUCCUUAGAUCACAGGUUUUACAAAGAUCAAGUAAUUGUUUUCCAUGAUCGUUGACAAUGUUAUCAAAGUUCUGUCUUUUAGUGAGAUUGGGUGGUGGAGGAAUGUCUCCGCCAGGUAUAAACUUGCCACUUUCAUCCGUGAUAAAAUCAUUUUCUUUUCCAGUUCUAGCAUUAAAGUCACCGGCUAACACAAUUAAACCUUUUCUGUGAAAUAAAGCUAUAUCUGUUUCAAUGUUGGAGAAUAAAUCUGGGCCAAAAUAUGGUGAGUCGUGGGGAGGAAUAUAGAGGGCACAUAGAUAAACAUCUUGUUCUAAAUUAAAAAACGUGUGAUUUAGUUUACACCAGAUAUAAUUAUUAUGUGAUUUAACAAAUGAAAUGCCACUUCGUAAAUAAUUCUUGUACCCUAGGACUAAAUCCCCUGAAAGUCUUCCAGUUUUCUUUUUGUAAGUUUUUUGGGCUGCGUUUGAAAAAGUGUUAAAGCCAGGAAUUUGCACGUCAUCUUUCAUCCAAGAUUCAGUUAAAAUUACAAUGUCAUGUUUAUUUAUAUGAUUGAUGAAUUCUUCAUUUGUUAAUUUGUUCCCAAAUCUUAAACGAUCAGUUAACCCAUGAACGUUCCAGCAGCUAAGACUAAGUAUUGAUUUACGACUUACACUUAAAGGCGAACGGCAACCGCUGAAACACAUUUCCAAAUCGGGGUAUCAUGACGGGGUGUACGCUCAAAAUAAGGGAGAUCAAAAAAAUAAAAUAAAAUAAAAUAAAAAUAGAAAUGAAAAUAAAAGAUAAAAAAAAAAAUUAAUAAUAAUAUAAUAUAGUAAAAUAAUAAUAGUAUAAUAUGUUGAUAUAUGUAAAAUAAAGUAAUUAACUAUAAAUACCUUAAUUUUGACGCAUUGUUUAAAUAAGGAAAUAGAUAAAUGGAAUGGGGCGGGAAAUGCAAGUAUCAUGCACACUUCACUUCAAGAGCAAUGACAACAACAACAAAACUUUAUUAAUAAACAAAUAAAAUUACAGAAGUAUUGCCGGUAGCUAGUAAGGCUUUUGGAGGCUGGAAAAGGAAAGUUUACAGUUUACAAAUAAAGAAAAUAAAAAUCGUAAUAUGAAGGAGGACUAGAUAGCAGACUAAAAAAACAAAAAAGAAUUGAACUACUUAGUGGUAAAAGUAGAAACUAAUAGGCAAGAAUUUAUUUUUCGACCUUUUUGGCUACUUUACCUUUUUAACUAAGGUGGGCGUAUCAAUAUAACCAGUUUGGUGCCGCGCUUGCCACAUGUCGUCAGUGACUGGAAUUUCUUCAGUUCAUUCUUUAGAUCUUGGAUUUCUUUUCGUAACGCUUGCUUUUCUUUCUUUAGUUUCUCAGUUCCGGUGAUAGUUGAGAAAAAGUUAUAAUGUUUAGAAGAAAUGUAAUAAGAAACCGGAGUGAUCGAGAAAAGGUCCGACCGUGAGUAGGUUUCCAGUACCAGUCUCCCAGAGCAGCAACAGAUAUAUUGAUGUUACCGACAAAGGAAUAAAGCAACAACGCUUUUUCAAUAUAAACUGGUAAUCUCGACUGUGUUGUUGACUAGCUAGGAUUCGAUUAAUAGUAAAAGUUUUUUGGCAAAACUAGGACAUCUUUAUGACAAUGUGCCGAGACACUAGACUCUUAAUUCAAUUUUAACUACAAACAGUUAAUAUUAUUGGAGACAAAGCAUGUGACAAAAAGUGUCAUUUGUUUCAGGAUUCAUCUGACGAGGAGGAAGCGAUGCGCGAUAGCCUGGAUCCACUUCCAGAGCUGGAAUCGGAGCCAGUAACAUCACUCUCGGCCUCAAAUACUGCUGCUACCAACGCACCUCUGAGAAGUGUACGCAGUCCAGCGCCGUCCGUAGUGCUGAGCAAGAAAGCGACAGAUCAGAGGCGCAGAGGUCAAUUGAGAGGUUUAGCCCUGGCAGUGCCAUCCUCGUUACCAGUCAGGCCAUCCGCUGUGAUCAACUUGGGAAAGUCGAUCGCACUACCGCCAGUCAGGCAAACUGGUAGGAAAAGCAAAAUUGUCGUAUUUGGAAAUGAUACUUAACAACCAGAAACGUGGGGAAACAAAGAAAAGGCUUAGAAUACAGGCCUCACUUAAUUGCCUUGUCCUAUUUCUUAAAUAAUAUAAUUAAUAAUGAUGAUAUAUCGCUUAUGCCUUUUUUUUUUGCAAUUUUCUCAACUUUUCGUUAAUACUUCUUUUUUCAAGGGUCUUCCUUUGCCCGGAAUGAUUGAACGGUGCCCUCCAGGUCUGGCAACAAUUCCCACCCUAAGUGGAAAUUGUUAACGCGCGUCAAGAUGCUGUUGUCGAAGGAUCAGUCUCUAAUUUGAUUCUUUUCUCCUGCACGUUGUAGAAUUACCAGUGGCAAUUACAUCGUUCACGAUCGCCAGUGAUUGGGGCUCCAUAGAGACCGAAGGACCACUUCACUGCGUUCUAGACGUGCAAGGAUUUCCAGCCCAGCCGUUUGGAUCUGGAACUUUUCAGAACGCCUUUAAGGCUACCUGCAUCGUACCUAAUAAAUUUUUAGAUUUGUCAGGAAGAUACGUGUUGAAACAACAAAAACUGGAAGGUCCUUUGACCACUGAAGCGGUCGAAGAUUUAUCAUCUGAGGACAUGGACCUAAUGGACGAGGAGAGCAGUAGGAAAUCUGCCAAGGUACUAUAGCCUGACAUGCUAUCUUUCAAUGAAUAGGUAUAUUACACGGACGACGAUGUCCACUGAAAGAAUAUUUUAAAGUCCAGUCCGGAACAUGGUUUGAUCAGUGAUUGAGUUUGGAACACGUUUAAAAUCAUCGCCGCCUUUUUAAUGAGAAGGCUUACAGUUUGGCACUCAGUUAACGUUCUAUUCUAUCUUUGUCAUAUUCAAUCCCCAGGCCUGUCAGAUUUCAGCUGUUGCUAAUGCCCUUUGCCAACACUACAAUUUGAAGUGCAGGCAGAUACCUGAUUACGGCGAAGAAAUAAGGUAACGAGCAAAUGUCUUUGUCAGGGGUUCAGACAGCUUCGGUAUAGGUUUGCAGAAAUGAAAUCUGUACAUAGAAAAGAUGCUUAGACGCAGUAGGGAUCAGAGAAUCCAGUGCUAGAAAGCACGCGAUAAGGAAUCGUGAAGGUGGUGGCGGGGCCUCUUCCCGAAGAGACAUUUCAGAGAUAUUAAAUCUUCAAAUAAUCGUGCCUUUUUUGAGAGUCCGGUUACAGCAGUAUGUACCUCCGAUGGCCAUAGAUCUGGCAUGGCUUAUGCCUAUUGUUUGGCUCGGACCCUUCAUUCAGUUUUUGUGAGUGUUGUGAAUUGUUUCUCUCUUUUUUUAGGAAGAACUAUCCUUAUUCUGGCGAGAUGAAUUAAAAUUUGUUCCAGUUUGUUUAUAAUUUUGCAAAUACGCAAUUUUAGGCUGUGUGUUGUGAAUACCCCUUUCAUAUUGUAUUAGGGUGUUACCAUCACUAUUUGUUAAGAUGACCGGACAGUUUCCUAGUUGUGGGAUUUUGGAACACGAGAUAGAAGGAACUUGGCAAAAAUUCCUAAACAAUGACGGACUGGAGAUGGGCGGUGAGGAGAACCAGUUCAAACUGAAGGCACUGGCGUUCGCACACUGGACUUUUAAUAAGUUUGAUGGCAGACUUCUCGACCUACAGGGUAAGUUGAAAUUUCCCCACUUUCAAGAGAACCAGUUCCAACACAGCAACUGAUUCACUUCUAAACAAUCGACAGAGGCCAAUUAAAGGAGACAGCUUUAAGCAGUUAAUCGAGUUUAGUAUAGUAUUUCGCGAGGAGUAAUCCAGUAGUACUAGUCAAAUUAGCCAAUGCUUGCCAUUUCGACCAUUUACUGAACAGAAAUGUGUGCUUGUUAGGAUAUCUCGCUUACCAUGUAAACACUUUUCAAACCUCUUUAGGAGCCGACUACACUUUGUCCGAUCUGGAGAUCGCUUCUACAGAUGAGAGGUUCGUAUGACUCAUAAAAUGAGACAGUAAUACCUUUGGUUACAGUAUUAGAGAGACUUCACUGAAAAAUUGCAAAAUGCUUCACCCCAAUGAAAUUAAGGGAAUACAAUAAUAUAUUAUUAAUUAACGUUCUACUGGCGGAGUAUUACAGAAAAGAGAAAAGUUCACAAUUAAGAAGAGAUACCCAAAAGCUAUCUCUUUAACUAUUUAUGUGCCUUUUAUUGGCGAGACCUGAAAAUUUUUAUUAGGCUGUGAGACUAGUAGAUGUCUAAGGUACACAGAGUUUAGAUGUUGUCGCUUUUUGUUGUUGUAAGCUCUUAUUACAAUAUCAUAUUGACGACUAUGGCUGUUACCCAUACAUACAUAUACAUGUGAAAAUGUCAAGGUCAGUGAUUUUUAAUAUCAGUUUACUGCAAAUAUAUUUCGUUGUAGGUUAUUCGGGAUUGGCAAUCUUUCCUGUACUGCGCUUGAGGGAUUCAAGUCAAGCCACCAAUGUAAUGUGUAUUGCAUUGCAUUGGAGUUGUCUGGUGAGUAUCUGCAUGCUUCUUUUUACACUGGAUCGAAUCUUCCCAUUGUUUAUUCUUAAGAGACGAACGGUCCAUGAAAUGCACUCAGAACUUAGACAAGUUAAAUAACUUACAUCUUUAAGAUUUUUUAAUUGUUUUCCAUAAUGAGGGGCAAAAAACAAAAAAAAAAAACUAUCAACUAGUCUUUCGAACUCCUUUCCCUUGACAGCUUUUGAUAGAUCAAGUAGAAAGGAAGAGAGCAAUGGCAGUCAGGAGCGGCCUUUAGAUCCGACAAGCCCCGAGGUAGGUGAGGAACUGAAACUAUUGACUUACAAAUUUCAGUCAAAUGUCAUAACUAAAUAGAAAUAACGUCCGAACAACGACCCUGAUCAAUCUAUUUCUUGGCGGUAGCCGGCGCAUAUGAAAGGGAGAGGGGAAGUACCACUAAACAUACUAGUUCCAAAAAAAGAGCGGGUACUUUUCAUGCCCAAAACCUUUGAACACACCCUCGUUCGUUGUCGGCCUCGCAUGCUGACGGAAAGACUUGACCAAAACCGAAGCCGCGCUUGAAAAGUCUAUUACAACCCGGCGGGCUUACAACUAGGGUAAUUUGAACUUGAAAGACAAGGAGAUGUCAUAUGUAAUGUUGUUUUUUCGAAAUAAAUGUUGUUUGUCACUAGAAUGAAAGUACAUGUGUAAUUUCAUAUUUUGUUUCUUUAUCUGUUAGGUUGUAACAUUUCACCCGCGGCACGCAAUAAAUACACAAAAUAAUGAAUAAAUGGAUCUUACAGGUGAGAACGUGUAUACUCCGGCGCUGAUCGUAUUACGAACGGGAUUUACUAGCUUCCGACAACUAUUUUCAACCACCACACUUCAAUAAUUAACAUAAAUAACUAAACUUGAUAUCAGGCACUUGGUUCAGAUUCCGCAUACCCCAAUUGCGAAGCGGGCCUCAAUCUGUGAAGAAAUUAAUUUAUCCCGGACCUCAAUCCACUAUAUUGUGUUAAAACUCGUUCUCGUUCCCAGUCACCUCUGUUCCUUUAGCUGGCGAAGCAGGGGCAACUCCGGCGAGCAAAGUAAAGAGUCUCGGGAUACACUAGAUUCGUGGCCUUACGUUGUAGGACUAAGGUGUCGGCAUAUCCAUCCAUGAACACUUUCAACUUGCUGGCCUUGCCAGCAAGUAACCUUGUUAUCUAAUUGUCUUUUGAAAGCUUCAUGACAUGACCUAUAUUUUAAUUGCAAUUGGAAAAUUGCUAGAAAGCAAGAAAACAAGAAUCCACUGGCGAGGAAACUGGAUGAAAAGCAAAAUGCAGUGAAAUGUUUAAUAGAUCAUUUAUACGAAAUAAAUUAUGACUGCUGUUUUCUUGUAUUCUUAGGUGUUUUUGCUAAGUUCAGGCGAAGAGGACGGCCUUCCUUCCCUUACGACAUUAAUGGCAUCGGCAAAGGAACGGGAAAGUCAAACUACCGGCAUACAGCAGCAUCUUCCAAACAACAAGUUGGACUGUGGGAUUUGUUUAAGCAAUAA
Messenger RNA from Porites lobata, 12322 nucleotides. The record is from the annotation of a GenBank genome assembly. NCBI's taxonomy places the organism in Eukaryota, Metazoa, Cnidaria, Anthozoa, Scleractinia, Poritidae.